AUGGACCAGAAAUCUGUAACUGCACUUAUACUAUUAGAUUUAUCGAAGGCAUUUGAUAGCGUACAUCACCCAACAUUGCUUAACAAGCUAAGACACAUUGGCGCAUCUCCUGAGGUAGUGAAGUGGUUCGAAAGCUACUUAACGGGCAGAUCACAAUUUGUCCGUAUUGGAACGUCUGUUUCGUCAUCUCUUAACAUCACUCACGGGGUUCCACAGGGUGCUAUUUUAUCUCCACUCUUGUUUAGCAUCUAUGUAAACGAGUUACCACUGGCCCCACGUCACAGCUCCCUUAAUUCAUAUGUUGAUGAUUCAAAGAUGUUCUUGUCAUUUCGUGUUAAUGACGCGACUGACACAAAAGAGUACCUUCAGGCAGAUCUGAGCCGAGUAGCAAAAUGCUGCUCUGAACUUCAUCUACUUAUUAACCCGAAGAAAACCAAGUAUUUACUUAUCGGAACACGACAACAGUUACAAAAUCUCCCUACAGAUAUGUGCCUAAAUUUUCUAGGUGAAACUAUCAGGCCAGUUCCUUCAGCCAAGGAUUUAUGA
Paramuricea clavata is the source of this 546-nucleotide messenger RNA. Lineage: Eukaryota; Metazoa; Cnidaria; Anthozoa; Malacalcyonacea; Plexauridae. The record is from the annotation of a GenBank genome assembly.